This is a messenger RNA of Phasianus colchicus (ring-necked pheasant), 3391 nucleotides long. Its product is annotated as alpha-2Db adrenergic receptor-like. The record is from RefSeq and is a predicted model, not a curated record. Gene Ontology annotation, biological process: G protein-coupled receptor signaling pathway. Gene Ontology annotation, cellular component: plasma membrane. Gene Ontology annotation, molecular function: epinephrine binding; alpha2-adrenergic receptor activity. NCBI's taxonomy places the organism in Eukaryota, Metazoa, Chordata, Aves, Galliformes, Phasianidae.
UUGGGCUCCUGCCAGCGAUAGCGGCCGUCCCUCCCUCCCUGCUUCCCGCCCUCCCUCCUCCCUGGGGCUGGGACGAGUGAGCGGGGCUGCUGCAGAGCCACGGUGCAGCCGCCGCGGGGACGGCACGAAGGCAGCAGCGAGGGAGGCACCGGGUUGGCCCCACUGAUACCGGGUCAGCUCAGGAGGAGCCGCAGCGGUCGGGUGAUGGAAGGCUCGAGCAGCAAGAAGCGGCGGUGAGCAGGGCGUGCGCGGGGGGCAGCCCCAUGGGGAUUCGGUCACCGGAGGGGCUGGUGCAGCAUGGAGGCUGCCAUCACCCUGCCCAAUGCCUCCAGUAACAGCAGCCAGGCCGGCAGCCCCCCACACUCACCGGCGGCCACCGGGCUCAUCCUGCUGGCCGUGCUGGCCGUGCUGCUGGCCACGCUGGUGGGCAACGCGCUGGUGGUGGCAGCCGUCUCCACCAGCCGGGCCCUGCGCGCCCCGCAGAACCUCUUCCUGGUGUCCCUGGCUUCAGCGGACAUCUUGGUGGCCAUCCUCAUUCUGCCCUUCUCGUUGGCCAAAGAGGUGAUGGGCUACUGGUACUUCGGCAGCUUGUGGUGCAGCCUCUACCUGGCGCUGGAUGUGCUGCUGUGCACAGCCUCCAUCGGGCACCUCUGUGCCAUCAGCCUGGACCGCUACUGGGCUGUCACGCGGGCGGCACGGCUCAACCUGCGGCGCAGCCCUGGCCGCGUGAAGGGGAUGAUCGGGGCGGUGUGGGCCGCGGCCGCCCUGGUGGCCUUACCGCCCCUCUUCAAGGCCCGGCCGCGGGCACGGCAGUGCGAGCUGAUCGACGAGACGUGGUACGUGCUGGCCUCCUGCGUCGCCUCCUUCUUCGCCCCGUGCCUCGUCAUGGUCACCGUCUACUGCCGCAUCUACCGCCUCACCAUGCGUCGGAGUGCCGCCGUGCUCGCCGCCCGCCGUGGCUCGGCCCCGUGCCCUGGGGAUGCCAACAGGAGGGCAUCAUGGGCUGCAGCACCGAGCCGGCGGCACCGGAGCCAGCACCAGAGCGUGUCGCUGUGCCGGCGGCGGUUACUGCGGGUGCGGGAGCGGCGCUUCACCAUCGUGCUGGCCGUGGUGAUGGGGGCCUUCGUGCUCUGCUGGUUCCCCUUCUUCUUCACCUACAGCCUGGAGGCCGUGUGCGGGGAGGGGUGCCGCGUCUCCAAGCCCCUCUUCAGCUUCUUCUUUUGGAUCGGGUACUGCAACAGCAGCCUCAACCCCAUCAUCUACACUGUCUUCAACAGGGACUUCCGCGCUGCGUUCCGCAGACUCCUGGCUGCCCUGGUCCGGCACGGCUCCUAGGGACCCCCGGGGCAGCCACCCCACUGCGCUGUGACAGGGAUGGGGGAUGGAGGGCUGUGCUGCUGGGUCUGAACUCAAGGUACUUCCAGAAGCGCAGGGUUUUGCAGGGCAGUGAAUAAAAAAAGGCAGAACUGCACACCCAGGGCUGGUGUCUGCAUCCCAGGAGCACUCAGCUCUGCUCCUCUCCCAGGUCACCCCAUCUACCCCCGGUGUCUCUUGCAGCCAUGAUUUCUCAAUGGUGGCACCUGCAUUGAGUACCAGCAAUUUGUGCCACCUCACCCUGGCUGGAUCUGCUGGAGACUGAGCAAAUGUCAGUUCCUCUGCAUGCACGUGAGUAACUUCUGGCACAAAGCACAGAGACAGACCCUGCAGCUGCUGCAGGACCAAAGCCCCAGAUGGCAAUAUUGUGGCCACUGGGCUGAGCAGCCUGUGCUGUGCAGCACCACAGCACAGCCCAGUGCCUUUGCUGGGGCUCUCCCAGCUAUGCCCCCCAGCAUAAUCUAUGCCAUGCUGCAGAAGUACCAGGGAUGCCCCCAUAGCCUGCUUGGGGCUUCAAGAGGAGAGGUUGUUCUCUCCUGAGAGAGUGUAGGAGAUGUUUCCACACGGAAACACAGGGCACGAGGGGGCAGGGGGCAACUGUAGGGUGGAGACCGAGGGCAGCCACAGCCCCAGUGCUGGGCAGGGCAGGCCAGCCCCGCUGCUCCACACAGACACGCAGGGGUCAGAGGAGGCUCGGCUUCUCCAGCUUCACAGCUCAAAAUAGAAAAUCUCAAAACAUUAAACUUUUGCUUGGCUAAAAACAGCCACCGGCGCCUGGGAGCCGGAGCCCAAGGAACGCCGGCCCAGGGCCAGCCCUGGGGUGCAGCGAGGGAUGUACGGCCCCAGUCAGGGCAUGGCAUGGCCCCAUUCCCCGUGGGGAUGCUGUGGGACAGGCCCAGCACUGGCCCUGCCGCGGAAGGAGCUGCCCUAUCGGCACCGCCUGCUUCCCUCCUGCAGCCAGCCUUCAGCCUUUGCACAAUUAAACAGCACUUUGCAUCUAAAAAUACUCAUGAACGUGAUGGGGGCACAGCUGGUUCAGCUGGGGAGCGAUGCUUCGUAACCCACUGUGACGCCCUGGAUGGGUUGCUCUGUCUCCUUCUAUUCAGGGUUCACAAAGUCAGCUUAAUCCCCAGCAGCAUCACCCUUAUUGCUGCUCAGCUGCUGAGCAGCACUGCUGGAACGGUGAUCCCCUGCGAGCACUGAUUAUCCCUGCCUCCAUGUAUUACUUGUGCUUGCCGGAGCUGAAUUGCAUCCUGUAUUUUCAGGCUGUUUCUCACAUUUGUCCAGAUUAGUUUGAAUGAUUAUUCUGUGCUGCAAGAAACGUGGGUUUGCAGAGCUCUCCUGCAGCCUCAGCUCCUCUGCAGAGCCCAAAGCAGAGCCCCAUUUCUACCAGCAGCAGGACAUCUGUGCCUGCCCUGAUGCAAAACGCCAUUGAGGAGGGAACAAAGCUGCUACCUAUGGGGCCCACGUGCAAGCACACGCAUACAGAGCUGUUGCGUUUGAGGCUCGGGGUAAGCAUAUGUCACCUUUAAAAGCAGAACAGCUCUGAAAAGGGGAAGCUCUCAGUGUGAGCUGAUGUGGGGACCGACACCGGAGACAAAGCCAGUGAUGCCACAUCUGAUCCCCAGCAGAUGCUGAAGGAUGCAGCAGACCACAGCCAUUACAAAUUGCACAGGCAACGAGCGCUCGCAAUAAUGCCUUAUUAUCGGGAGAGAUAAUGAGAACAGGAACCGGUUCUUUCCUGCUCGCCGGCAGGGCGGCCUGGGCCGGCCCCCAGAGCACAGGCUGCAGGAAGGCUGCAGGAAGGCUGCCGUGCAGCUCGCUGCUGGGGGGGCACAGAAACACGGAGCCCCACCAGCGCUCAGGGUGCCCCACAGUGACUCGUUGGCGAGCGGAGCGAGCAGGAGGCUACCGUAAUGCAGCCUUCAUUCAGUCAGAGCCCACAGCUGAUGGAAGGGCAGCAGGAAAAGACAUUUGAAUGAACAGAAAGAAUGAGCCACCAGAACCAAGAACAAAC